Molecule: messenger RNA, 1125 nt
Organism: Pyrenophora tritici-repentis Pt-1C-BFP
Lineage: Eukaryota; Fungi; Ascomycota; Dothideomycetes; Pleosporales; Pleosporaceae
Product: PlsC, 1-acyl-sn-glycerol-3-phosphate acyltransferase
Biological process (GO): cardiolipin acyl-chain remodeling; inner mitochondrial membrane organization
Cellular component (GO): mitochondrial membrane
Molecular function (GO): 1-acylglycerophosphocholine O-acyltransferase activity
Source: RefSeq, a predicted model, not a curated record
AUGCGACCAGAGGAGCAGCCGGAGGCUCCCAGCGGCCCAUGGCGCGCUGCGUCUGCCAUUACAAUGGGCGCCGUCGGCCUUUUGUGCAAAGGAUUCCUCAAUGGACUGAGCAAGGUGGAGACGCAUGGCAUGGACGGCUUUUUGAAGCUGCUGGAUGAGCGCGAGGAUCCCGAACGGAGGGAGAGAGGCCUAAUUACUGUCUCAAACCACAUCUCCGUAAUGGAUGACCCGAUACUAUGGGGCAUACUCCCCCUCCCGUACAUAUUUAGCCCAGAUAAUCUACGUUGGGGACUGGGCAGCUAUGAUUUGUGCUUCACCAACAAAGGACUAUCGACCUUCUUCACCUUUGGACAGGUUCUCCCCACACAUCGCUCGGCGCAUUCAAACUUCGGUGGCCUCUUCCAGCCCACCAUCACGGAAGCGAUCCGGCUCCUUUCGCGAGGGCCAUUCAUGCACGAACAGGACCCUCCUACGAAGCCGGCUACAUCAGUCAAGAGCCCAGAUGUCAUCGAUCCCUUUAGUGGCGGGCACCUUAGUUUCUCCACAAACGGCCAGGAUACAUUCCCAGCACCGUCGGCAUACCGCAGUCGCCGGCACGCGUGGGUCCAUAUCUUCCCAGAAGGCAUGAUCCACCAGAGUGAGCAGAGGAUCAUGCGCUACUUCAAAUGGGGUGUGUCGCGGCUCAUACUAGAGAGCGAGCCAAUGCCGGACAUCGUACCCAUCUUCAUCGAGGGCUUCGACAACAUCAUGCACGAGACGCGCACAUUCCCCCGCUUCAUACCUCGGCCAUUUCAGAACGUGCGCGUGACGUUUGGCGAGAAGCUGGAUGCCGACGAGGUGUUUGGCGACCUGCGGGCUCGAUGGAAGCAGAUGCGGGCCAGGGAGGAGAAGCGCAGUGGCCCGCUGGACAUGGGUGUGCUGAACGAUGCGCUGAAGUACUCAGACGAGGCUGUCAGCUUACGCAAGGAGUGUACGCGACGGAUACGGCAGGCAGUCUUGGACGUGAGGCGGCAGCGCGGCUACCCCGAAGACGACCCAAAGAACAGCCUCGCGUCGACUUGGCUACGGGAAGGGCCUCAUCGCGAGGGGCGCAAAGAGGAUGCCAGCAUCACAAAGGAUACAUAG